UCCAACUCAAAAAAAAAAAACAAAACUCCAGCUACUAAAUAAAAUACUCAAAUCCACUCCAUACUAACGCACGUUGUAACAGUCAACGAUUCUUUUUCUACACACCAUGAAAUGGGGAAGAACUUCAGACAAAUUUCAAAAAAACAAGCUGCAAAAAUGUCGGGAUUAACAUUGAGAAGAUGGAAUUGUGCUACUGAGCUCAAGUUCAUCUUCAUCAUCCUCUUCAUCUUCUGUUCACUUGUUACCUUCUUCCAAUUCUUUCCUCUUCAAUUCUUUCCAUUCUCCUCAAAUCUCACUUCAUGCUCAACACCCACUAUUGCAUCAAUUUACCCAUCUCCACCCCGACAACCAUCUGAUCAGAUCCUUGAAGAUGGUGUUAUUCGAAGAUCUUUUUACCCAGUUGGAGUUGCUGCUUACAAUUUCGUUUUAAUGUCAGCUUACCGUGGUGGUUUAAGCUCUUUUGCUAUCAUGGGUCUUUCUUCUAAACCCCUUCACAAUUUUGGGCAUCCGACUUAUACUUGUGAAUACCAAUUUCAUGACCCAAAUCGUACUAGUUUGAUUGUUCAAGGGAAUAAGCUUGAAUUUCAGGAUUUUGGGUAUGCUCGUGUUUACCUUGUUAUUGUGAUUAACUGUACUUUCCCAGAUGAGGUUAUGGACCCUUCAAUUGGGGGACGUCUUGUUCUUCAUGCUUCUACUAAUGGUGGAUAUGAUCAAGCUGUUAAUUCAACUGAUACAAUUAUUGCCUUAAAUGAACCCCCUAAUUCUUGGGAGAUUUCCCAUUUUUUGUCUCCUCCUAGAUAUGAUUACCUUUAUUGUGGAGGGUCUUUGUUUGGGGACCUUAGUCCUCAAAGGGUUAGGGAGUGGAUAGCUUAUCAUGUGAGAUUGUUUGGGAAGAAGUCCCACUUUGUGAUUCAUGAUGCAGGUGGGGUCCACCCUGAAGUUAUGGAAGUUUUGAAGCCAUGGAUGGAGCUUGGGUAUGUUACUGUGGAGGAUAUUAGGGAGGAAGGAAGGUUUGAUGCAUUUUAUCAUAAUCAAAUGCUUGUUCUUAAUGAUUGUUUGCAUCGACAUCGAUCCGAUACUAAGUGGAUGUUUUUCUUUGAUGUGGAUGAGUAUAUUUAUUUGCCUACUAACAUGGAUUUUCAUUCUGUCAUGGAUUCACUCAAGGAUUAUACAAUGUUCAUUAUUGAGCAGGUUUCUAUGUCAAAUCAACUCUGCCUUGCUGAUGAUUCCGGCCAAUUUUUCCAACAAUGGGGGUUCGAAAAGCUGGUGUAUAGGAAUGCGAAAAAAAUGAGGAGAGACCACAAAUACGCUAUCCAGCCACGGAAUGUGUAUGCAACAGGAGUCCAUAUGUCGGAGAACUAUGUGGGUAAGUCUACCCAGUUGCCCGACAAGACGAUGAAGUAUUUCCAUUUCCAUGGCACCGUUGCAGAGCGCCAUGAACCAUGCCGACGGAAGCUAAAGGACCCUUCAAUCACCAUGGAAAAAACCCCUUAUGCUCUCGAUACUAGCUUACGAUCUUUGGCACCUCUUGUCAAGCAGUUUGAGCUCGACACCAUUGGUUCGAGGCUUCAAUCAACAAGGCUAUAACCCUAGCUCUUGAUUCCAUUCUUUUAAUCUAUUGUAAUUCUUAAUAACACUUGUUCUUUGUUGUUUAUACAUAGAUAUGAUAGGUCCAUAGAUUUCCCCCUAUUCUUUCAUAUCUUUCUUUGGAGGGGAGAUGCAUAGUAGCAUUUUGUUGUAACUUUUGGGUGAAUAUGUUCUUUUGAUAAUUUAUGUGAUGCUCUUAGCUCUUUCCUAUUGUGAUCCUCUCCCAUAUGCAUUUUUUUUAAGCGAGGAAGGCUAGAGAAUCUCGUACAUACAAGAGAAAUGGGGAAUUUAUCUGCUGUUGAGAGUCGAAUCCUUAUCAUACGGGUGAAAGGUAAAACUUUUAACACUAGGUUAACUCUACUCGCACAUUAUCAACCUAGAAACUAGUGGAAAGUAAAAACUACUCUCACUGUCUUACGAAAUUUGCCACACUUUUCUUUUUAGUUCAUUCCACCUAAUUUGUUUUAUUUCUAAGUUUUGCCUUGAUUUACGCUCUUUCUUUAAUUCUCAUUUGACAUAUUCAAGUUA
Messenger RNA from Amaranthus tricolor (Joseph's coat), 2115 nucleotides. Its product is annotated as galactan beta-1,4-galactosyltransferase GALS3-like. The record is from RefSeq and is a predicted model, not a curated record. Lineage: Eukaryota; Viridiplantae; Streptophyta; Magnoliopsida; Caryophyllales; Amaranthaceae. The transcript has 2 exons. Bases 112 to 1587 code for a protein of 491 amino acids.